Zingiber officinale is the source of this 2319-nucleotide messenger RNA. RefSeq names its product U-box domain-containing protein 30-like. NCBI's taxonomy places the organism in Eukaryota, Viridiplantae, Streptophyta, Magnoliopsida, Zingiberales, Zingiberaceae. The coding region runs from base 540 to 1901 and encodes 453 amino acids. Gene Ontology annotation, biological process: protein ubiquitination. The transcript has a single exon. Gene Ontology annotation, molecular function: ubiquitin protein ligase activity. The record is from RefSeq and is a predicted model, not a curated record.
AUCCUACACCUGUUUCUGUCACCGUUCCUGGCCUUCCUCGCGGUUUUCUAGUGCAUGCUAACCCUCAAGUCUCUAGUCGAGUUGUUAUCGUUCUGACGUUCUCUGAUCUCAGUCAUUUUCAUGUAGCGUGGAGGCGGGGAGGUUUAAUUAGUUUGGAUUAGAUCUCCUCUCUCGAUACGGGCCGUUAGGUCACUCAUUAUUUUACCUUUUCCCCCGAAUCUUUUGUGAAGCCUAGGAGGAAGAGGGGAGUGAUACCGUGCUUAAGGCUUUGUCACUGGUGCGGAGAUCGAUCGAGCUUAGGUGCAUAUUGUGUUUGUUAUAAUAACGAUUUGCUUCCUUUUGACUGGAAACGAGGAAGCCGCAUCUCAAGAGCAGGGCUCGACGUCGCCUAGAGGAGAGCAAAAGGGCGCUCUCAACUCCAGUCCUUCCUUCCGUCGUUCCCUUCCCUCCUGUAAUCUUCGCUUCCUCCGGUUUCUUCUCUUUUUUCUGGACCAAAGGUCGAGUCUUGUGACGCAUAGCUGAGUUCUUGACCAUCAAGGAUGCCGCAGUACCGGCAGCAGGGUCAGUGGAGGCUGGAGGGCCGCGGGCAGGUCAUAGAUCUGCAGACUGCCGUUAAAGAUGGGAUCCUUGGCGGCCGCAGCGGCGGAGGCCUCUUGGCAGAGAAAGACGGAACCUUGGUGACAGCAGCGGAGAAGUUCGACCUCAAGAAGAUGGUCGACGAACUCGACUCGGCGGUGGGAGAGGACGUGCCCUCGGUGUUUAUCUGCCCCAUCUCACUCGAGCCCAUGGUGGAUCCUGUGACACUCUGCACCGGUCAGACUUACGAGCGCGCCCACAUCCUCAAGUGGAUCUCGCUCGGGCACCUCAACUGCCCCACCACCAUGCAGGAACUCUGGGACGACGAUGUCACUCCCAAUCACACCCUCCGCCAGUUGAUCCUUGCUUGGUUCUCGCAGAGGCACCUGCUCUCGAAGAAGAGAUCCGAGGAUGUCCAAGGCCGCGCCGCCGGGCUCGUCCAAAGCCUGAAGAAGGCCAAGGGGCAAGGCCGAGUUCAGGCUCUCAAAGACCUUCUAAAGCUCAUCCUCGACCAACCUUCGGUUGAAAAGACAGUAGCGGACUCCGGCGGCGUCACGCAUCUUUCUUCUCUCCUUGGCCCAUUCACUUCCCACGCCGUUGGCUCCGAGGUGAUCGCCAUUCUUGUAAAUCUUAGGUUGGGAACCGAUGCGAAGACUAAUCUGAUGCAGCCUGCGAAAAUUUCGCUCGUUGGGGACAUGCUAAAUGAAGGAACGAUCGAUACUAAGAUCAAUUGUACUAAGUUCAUCGAAAUGCUGAUGGGGGAGAAGAGCUUCCGGUCAGAGUUUGUAUCAAGCCCCAGUCUUUUGGUGGCGCUGUUGAGAUUGGUGAAGGAUGAACGACAUCCAAACGGCAUUGCGGCGGGGCUUAGCUUGCUCAAAUCAGUCUCCUUCCACGAGCAUGUCCGGAGCUUAAUUGUCAGCAUCGGAGCCGUACCUCAGCUCGUGGAGCGACUGCCAAAUCUGCUUCCUGAUUGCUUGGAACCAGCUUUGCACAUAUUGGAUAAUCUCUCUGCAACUGCAGAAGGCCAAAUGGCAUUGAAGAAUUGCCCUCAAACCAUUCCAAUUGCCGUGAAGCUUCUGAUGACAUCUGAAGCUUGUACGCGACAUGGGGUGUCUAUAUUGUGGAACAUCAUUAACCUUGCCCCUGAUGUAUGUGCUUCACUUGCCAUAGAAGCCGGUCUGGGUGCGAAGCUAUUGUUUGUCAUCCAGAGUGGUUACGAUGCAGAGCUAAAACAGAGGGCUGCCUAUCUAUUGAAGCUCUGUAGCCUCAAUUAUACCACUACCCUCUUCAUGUCAAAAUGCAAGCUAACCAGGACAAUUCAAUAACAGAAGAUGACCAUUGUACAAUGCUUUCAAUUUGUUUCUAGAACUUGAUGAAUCUCUGGCGAUGCUUAAUUUUUGAGUUGGACCGGCUACAUUAAUUGCUAAUGGAAGCAAAGAAGUAGAUGUACUGGAAGAACAAUGGCCGACAUAUUGCUUCUUCUCAGAUGUACAGUGUGUAUACUUGUAGAUCUCAUUCAUGCAACAAGAAGAAAGCAUAUGUACAUAAGAGCAAAGCUCGGAUCCAAUGCUCAGUGAUGUAGAUGUUGUCUCAUUAAGUUGGUCAGUCUCGGUUACCAGGUAUCAUUGUUACCUGUGAUUGUAGUGAUUAAUUUUCAGAACGUGGGUUUGGGGAGAGAUUGUAAUAUUCUUUCUGUAAUUGUUAAUUUAAACUGCUAGAAAUUAACAACUUCAUUCUGUUUCA